AUGGCAAUUAAAACCAGCAAGAGUCAAACAAGUCAAUUGAGUUUGCGUUCGCGCAGACGCUCACGCACCUCCAUAAGCUUUAAGGACUUGGAGGACAAUGAAAACUAUGAGCCGCCAACAGCGUGCAAGUGUCCCAAUUGUCCCAUAAAGAAUCGACGCAAGCUAAGCGAAGAGCAAAAAUAUAUUGUGGAUUUAAAUAUGCGUAAGGUGUACGUAGCCAUUGAUGAGCGAUCGGAGGAAUCGCUGGAGGAGCUGGCACAGCUGCUGAGAUUUCAAACAGUUUCAGUUGAGCCGGAGCAGAUGCCGCAGAGCUGGCUGGCACUCGAUUGGUUUGCUGAGCGGCUGGAGCGACUGAAGUUCUAUACAUCGGAGUAUGUGCUGCAGAAAGGAGAGCUAAACUGCUUUGAUGAGAAGAGCAAGCCCAAAGCGCUGUUUGCCAGCUACUUUAGCUCGCCUUCCAGGCACACGCUUUUCAUAUAUGCGCACUUGGAUGUGGUGCCGGCGCCAGCGGAGGGCUGGCUGAACGAUCCUUUCGAGCUGUAUACAGUGGAGGGUUUGCUCUAUGGACGUGGCGUGUGCGGUGGCAAGGGCAUGGCCAUAGGCUGGCUGCAGGCCAUCACUGCCACACUGAAGCUGCAUGGAGAUUUGCCAGUGAAUAUAAAAAUUGUUAUCGAUAUGAUGCAUGAGGUGGGCAGCGUGGGGCUGGAUGAGUUGAUUAGCGCCAAGUCCGAGUGGUUUCUGGAUGUGGACUACAUGAUAUUCGAUAACAAUAGCUGGCUGAAUAAUGAAACGCCCAUUGUCAGCUGCAGCUUGAGUGGUUGGGCCUACUUUGGGCUGGAGCUUACCGGCGCUAAUAAGAGCCUGGAGGGCGGACUUAUGGGCGGUCUGAUGUAUGAGCCCAUGACGGACAUGUGUCAUCUGCUGAACAGUCUGGUGAGCAAGUAUCAAGAGCCAGCUAUGACCACUAUAAACGACUAUGUGCGCAAGGUGUCCUUGCCCGAGUGGAUGCUGCUGCAACGCGCCGACUUUAGUCUCUACAACUAUAAGGAGGAUCUCAAGAUACGCAAGCUGCGCGGCGAGGAAACCCGAACAGAGUUUCUAGCGAAUCGCUGGUGUCGCUCCAAUCUAUGCAUGCAUGGCAUUAAAGGCGCCUUCAGUCGCCCUGGCUGCAGUCAAAUAAUGCCCAUGCAGCUUACGGGCAAGUUCUCCAUCAAACUCGUGCCCGAUCAGGAUGUGGCCACAGUGCAUUUCCAAGUGUCCGAAUAUUUGCAUACCAAACGCAAAGAUUUGCAUAUCAACACUUUGCUUAAGCUGCGCUUAAUCGACAGCUGCGAAGUGGUGCACUGGAACAUUGAUGCGGCUAGAGUGCGCACGCUCAAGCGUGUGCUGAGCGAUGUUUAUCGCGCAGAUCCAAUUGUGACCACCAGCAUUACCAGCUGCCUGCCCAUUGCCAAUGUGCUGCACAAAAUGCUCAACAAGCCCAUUAUACUGGUGCCCUAUACGCGUCGUCGCGACUAUCACUGUCUGGUCAAUGAGAAUAUCGAGGAGGAAAGUUUUCAAAAGCACAUCAAAGUGUGCGCUGGUUUGAUGUUUCAGCUGUCCAAGCAGCCAGUCAAAUGCAAAUGCGAUGUGAUCUGGGAUCACUGCAGCAAACAGGGAUUGGCUGAGCGGCUGGCCCAAGAGCGCAAUCCAACGCCACCCAAGCGUAAGCUCUCAACUGUGCUGAAGCAAAGACUUACGGAUCCUUUGCAGCGACCCAAGAAGCCCGUAAACAAUCGCGUAGUAAAUUGGCUCAAAUCCAUCAAAUGGGGUAAAUCAAAGACAUUGAAAGUGACGCAAUCGCGACAUUCGAUUGCUUAA
This is a messenger RNA of Drosophila busckii, 1860 nucleotides long. RefSeq names its product cytosolic non-specific dipeptidase-like. Bases 1 to 1860 code for a protein of 619 amino acids. Gene Ontology annotation, molecular function: peptidase activity. Gene Ontology annotation, biological process: proteolysis. The record is from RefSeq and is a predicted model, not a curated record. The transcript has a single exon. Lineage: Eukaryota; Metazoa; Arthropoda; Insecta; Diptera; Drosophilidae.